Passer domesticus (house sparrow) is the source of this 1794-nucleotide messenger RNA. Its product is annotated as proline-rich protein HaeIII subfamily 1-like. Lineage: Eukaryota; Metazoa; Chordata; Aves; Passeriformes; Passeridae. The transcript is spliced from 3 exons. The record is from RefSeq and is a predicted model, not a curated record. The coding region runs from base 9 to 404 and encodes 131 amino acids.
GGCUCACCAUGCCCCGCAGCGUGGCCGGCGCGCCCGGCGGUCCCAGGGCAUCGCGGGCUGCCGGGCGGCCGCGCCGGGCCGCGUCAGAGCGCUGCGCGCCCGCCAGCCCGCCCGUCCCCCGCAGCCGCCUAACCGCUUCCGGGGGCGCGGCGGGGCCGCCCCGCUUCCUGCCGCCCCCUCCGCACCGCACAGUCGGCCCCAGGCGCCGUGGAGCCCCGGGCAGCGGCAGCUCCGGCCAGGUCCCGCCGAGCGUGGGGCCCCACUGCUCCCGCCCCGAGCUCCGCCCGCCCCGAGCCGCGCCCUCCCCGGCUGCCUGCGCGGGACUCACGGCUCCAGACCGUGUCUCCGGGACCCAGCGCCUGAAUUCCCGGGGAGCCUCAGAUGUCAACAGAACCUUGAGGUGAGAUUAUAAUGUAACAACCUGGGACCUGUGAAGACAAUGUCUGGAAGCUGAGAUCCAAAAGGAAGAGCUUCAAGGAAAAUUUCUGUUUCAAAAAUAGGUGCAAAUGAGAUUGAUAAAGAAACUGGAGAGCAGCUUGAUUUUGUCUGAUCUUUUGCUGCAGUCCCACCAAGACAAACUGAGCUGAGCUGAGCUGCAACCAUAUCAGCACAGUGAAGAGUAAAACAAACUGUAGUAAAAAGAAGAGAAUCAAAAUGUGAAGGUAUAUUCUAGAAAGACCAGAUUAAUUAUGAAAAUCUUUAUUGCGGCAGUUUCCAGCCGUGCUGUGCCCAGUGGGUGCCGUGGCCAGGAUAGCUCAGUGGAGGCUCAGCACAGCGGCCGAAUUCUCAAGCAGUUCCCAGCUGCAGGCAGCCUAAGCAAGCUAUAGUGAUUUCAGCUCUCAGUGAUUAUCAGCUCUUUGUGAUUUCAGCUCGUAGCUUGCUAGGUGCCACAGCAGCAGAUGCAGGGGGAGAGAGGAGAAGCGCCGUAUGAGGUUCCACAGGAUUCUUUAUUCGGGUCUUCUGUGAAGGUUCUCAGUGACAGCUCUUCUGCUGAACCAGGCAGAAUCAGGGGUUUUUAUACCCUACAGGGGUUUUGGAAAUUGUCUAUUAGUAAGGGUCAGGGGAAAGUGACCUAUAGGCUUACAGAGAGAUAAGCAGGGUCCGAAAAGCAGAAGAGAGGGGCUGCUAGGGUCCAGUCAUCAUGACUUGGCAUUUCCUAGCUCAGGCUUCUGACCUCCAAGGAGGACUUGCAGGCCCUGGGCCUGCUACAAAAAUCCUUAUAUCUUUUGUACAGAUAUAAGCAAUGUACUGCUGAUGGACAGCCCCAACUGGUGCUGGUGAAAGUCAGAGCUAGAACUAUAGGUAAAAAUGACUCAACUUCAAAUAAAUUGUUGUCACAUUUAACUGAAAUAGAAGACAAUUAUAAUUUUAAAUGGAAGAAAGCCUGAAAAUCUUAAAAGCUUUAAAGGAAAUAUUACACUUUGCUAAUAAAGACAUACAAAAAUAUUAGACCUUUUGAUCAAAUUUAAAGAAAUAAUAGGAUUAUUUUAUGUGAGAUCCAAGUUUUCUGCACAGGGCUAAUUCCUCUCUCUGGAGAACCGCAUUGCCAGUUACUAAAAAACCCACAAACACAAACUUGGGAGUUUUUUUCUGAUAUUGCAAGCACUUGGAUGCUGGCAAGGAACAACUGUGCAAGAAUUUGAAGAGUCAAAAUCCAAAUUAAAAAUAAGAGAGGUAGAGACAGAUAAAUGAUGCUACAAAAGGGUAGGUUUCUGGCCCUUUUGAUUGUUAAAAUAAUUUUUAAAAAUCCUGAAAUCAACCACAAAGUUUAAUAAAAACAAAAAAUAGAAGAAA